Molecule: messenger RNA, 1416 nt
Organism: Tricharina praecox
Lineage: Eukaryota; Fungi; Ascomycota; Pezizomycetes; Pezizales; Pyronemataceae
Exons: 6
Coding region: 45-1022 (325 amino acids)
Source: RefSeq, a predicted model, not a curated record
ACGCAAACACCACGCAAACACCACGCAAACACCACGCAAACAUCAUGUCUCCCAUUAAUACCGCCCUCAACACUGUCCGCAACACCGUCCGUGCGCGUGCCGCCGCCUCCGCAAGGACAAGUGUCGCCACCGUUGCGACGAAAGCCACCGUUGCCGCCCCCGCUGUCGACGUCUCAGCAUACCUUAAGCAAAACUUCCAGGAGCCCAAUUAUGCUGCUUGGGGAGCUGCCGUAUCAUUACCGAGCACACCCAUCGAGCCUGGCAGGAAUAUCUUCGGACAACUUAACCCCCUCGUCGAUGUGCAAGAAUACAUGAGAAUCAACGGCAUCUUAGACAGCAUUGAUCCCGGCAUCGCAGAUCCCAACCUCGACGGUCCCAGAGUCCGCAGCAACGAUGAUCCUGCUGACGACGAUCAGGAUGAUUCCGAACUGCAAGCCGCCCCAAAGCAGCCCCCGACAUCGACCGAUCCUCCGAAGACGCAGGUCUCGAGAAUGUCGACUUACGGCGCGUAUGAUCAUAUGGCUUUGGAGGGCGACGAAGAGACGUCAACCCCCUCGGGGUACCAUCUUCCAUGGGUUACUCGGCGUAAUGAUGCCGGGAUGCUCGGCAAGGCGUGGUGUGAUAUGGAACAGUCUUCUGCUAGCCUAAGCCUAUUGAAGUUCCGCUAUCAAUACUGGGGAAAGGCGUUCAUGCUGGCGAAUGCGAGCAAGCAAGUCCGGAAGAUCAUCAUUAAAGUUGGCAGCAUCAUCAGCCAUAAAGCUUUUACCGACCCCGCGGUUCUACCACGCUUCUUUCGAGUGCAACGCAUAGCUACAGUGAAGCUCGACUCGGCGCGUCACUGCGUGCUUCUCGUACUUCCGCUCCAGCGAAAGCCGGAUCUUGAGAGCUCCAGGGCUCGGUACCAAGUCUUUGCGCUUGCAGCGGAGGAUCAAGCCUCUAUCCAAGCUCUUCCUUUGCAGGGUGUCCAUCUGGAAGACCUUAAAUUUGUUCGCCGCGACGCUGUUUGGAGGUGGAAGCCAUAGCUGAAACCGACGUCUUGGUCGAAGGUUUCUAUCCCUGGCUGCGGACUUGGGAUGGACCUACUGUCAAAAUGUCAAGACCUAGAUGAGAUCAGCUGCGAUGAACAGUGUUACCAUGCGCGAAGUGUUUUGAUUUGGUUUGUGAGCAGGCACGGUCGACGUGCGAGCGCUGAAAGCUAGACCCACCGAAUCUGGUAUAGCUAGGUCGGCUAAAGUUCGCCAAACUCGUGUAUGUCUCGUUAGCUGUUCUGUCUGUCUGUUUGUCUUGUCAUCUGAUCUGUCAUCGUGCUUAUUGGAACUUGGUCGCGGUCAUCGUACUCAUCGUGCUUUUUCGUUGUUUGUCCUGACUCCUGACCUCGACUCGCGAGGUUCUGGGAUUUUUUGAAUAUCAUAGGAG